This is a messenger RNA of Micropterus salmoides (largemouth bass), 1189 nucleotides long. RefSeq names its product chymotrypsinogen A-like. The record is from RefSeq and is a predicted model, not a curated record. NCBI's taxonomy places the organism in Eukaryota, Metazoa, Chordata, Actinopteri, Centrarchiformes, Centrarchidae. Gene Ontology annotation, biological process: proteolysis. Gene Ontology annotation, molecular function: serine-type endopeptidase activity.
UCAAAUUAAACACAAUUCAUGUAAAACAAGUGAUAAGUGAGGUGUCAGGUGUGUCAUUGGACAGGUGUGUUGGAGGUAAACUGAAAGUGAGAGGGAGGGGAGAAGAAGGUUAUUUAUGGUGGUGCAGCUCUGAUGAUAUGCAUUUACAGUUAUGGCUUUCUACAAAGUGAUCUGUGUGGCAGCUCUGCUGACUCUCCUGACACAAGAGUCUCAGUCACAACUAGAUGUUUGUGGCACUGCGCCGCUAAACACCAGGAUCGUAGAAGGGACGAAUGCUUCUGCAGGGUCGUGGCCCUGGCAGGCCAGUCUGCACAGUUGCGGAUCUCAUUUCUGUGGAGGCUCCCUGAUCAACAACCAGUGGGUUCUGACUGCGGCUCACUGUUUCUCCAGCACCAGCACAUCCAAUCUCGUCGUUUACCUCGGACGUGAUUCCCAGGAACUCUCGAACCCCAACGAGGUGUCCCGGACUGUUUCCAAAAUCAUCAUAAAUCCCAACUACAAUGCCUACUCACCCAAUAACGACAUAGCCUUGUUGCAGCUUCCUGUUACCUUCACCGAAUACAUCAGACCAGUGUGUUUAGCGGCGGACGGCAGCGUCUUUAACUCCGGGACGACCUGCUGGGUCACUGGAUGGGGAAUCAUCCAAGAUAACAUUUCACUUCCUUUCUCACAGUAUCUGCAGCAGGUGAGUGUUCCCAUCGUGUCCAACAGUGAUUGUUGCGCUGAAUACGGUUUCAUCACAAGCAACAUGGUGUGUGCCGGUCUGACCCAGGGAGGAAAGUACUCCUGCUAUGGGGAUUCAGGCGGCCCAUUGGUGAGUAAAACUGGCUCUAUCUGGGUCCAAGGUGGAGUGGUGAAUUUUGGAGAACCCUGUGCUCUGCCUAACUUCCCCACAGUCUACGCCCGAGUGUCCCAGUUUCAGUCCUGGAUCAACAGCCAGAUUGCCACCAACCUGCCGGGCUUUGUUGUCUUCACGGGGAACACUUCAACCUCUGGGAACUGUUCAGCCUCGAUGAACGGUACAACAUCUGGGAACGGUACAACCUCUGGCAGCGCUACAACCUCUGGCAGCAGUACAACCUCUGACAGCGCUACAACCUCUGGCAGCAGUACAACCUCUGGCAGCAGUACAACCUCUGACAGCGCUACAACCUCUGGCAGCAGGAUGAACUGUAAGAACUUUGAUUGA